GACCCUAGAGCCAUUCGAUUCUUCGACCGUCGGAAGAGAGAAGCCGCGAGGAGUGAAUUGAAAAUUUUUGAUCUACAUUGGAUCUCACCCAAAUCGCCCAUCUAUCCUCUUGAGAAGAGAUUGGUUUCAAACCAUGGUUCAAACAGAAGGAAUAUGUCAUGCGGAUGUCUCUUGCGUGAUCCAUAUCUUAGGGUGAGGCGUUGAUGAGCUUAUUGAACCAUCUGUGUGGCUGAUGAGAGCCCUCACAGACCAGGCACAACAAUGCACAGGCGCCAUUGAGCUAAUAGCUCAUCGUUGGAGGCCAUCUCUGAUGAUUAUAAGGACGUUAGGCGAGCAGCAAAACUGGAAGUUCAUGAACACUCAACAUUCUUCGUGAUCAGUGUCUUCAGUAGCUUCUGUUACGUAAUCAGUGCUUUUAGUGGCUUCUGUUAAACCAGGACUAUUAUACCACGCAUGGCGAGAAUGCAACUUUCAUUGCAAAGACCUAUUACCACACUACAACUGCUGUAUGCCAAAUAGGAAGUGGAUCUGAUGCCAUUUCUAGUCUUAGUGUGAGUAAGAACAUGUUUGAGACAGUGGCCCGAGACGUUCUUUUGGAGAGGGCUGAUCACACUCUAGAAUUGUAUGAGGGCACUGGAGCAAAUUGGAGACUUGUGAAGAGUGCAACCCCUGGAAAUUUAGGCAGUUUUGAAGAAAUUCUGUUUGCUAAUAACGAAAUGCAAGACUCUCCAGUGAUUGUGGCUCUUAUUGCAAAUUUCCGUGAAAAUGGAUGUGCUGUUGGCUUGAGUUAUGUUGACCUUACUAAGAGGGUGCUUGGAUUGGCAGAAUUUCCUGAUGAUAGCCACUUCACAAAUUUGGAGUCAGCUCUUGUUGCACUUGGUUGCAAAGAAAUCCUUUUGCCUGUAGAGGUUGCCAAAUCUAGUGAAUAUAGAUCACUAAAUGAUGCAUUGUCCAGGUGUGGUGCAAUGGUAACUGAAAGAAAGAAAGCUGAGUUUAAAGGAAGGGAUUUGGUACAAGAUCUUGGUAGGCUCGUGAAAGGGUCUAUGGAUCCAGUAAGAGAUCUCCUUGCUGCAUUUGAACUUGCACCUGCGGCUUUGGGGUGUAUAAUGAGUUAUGCAGACCUACUUGCAGAUGAGAGCAAUUAUGGUAACUACAAAAUCCAGAGAUACGAUCUUGCUAGGUACAUGAGACUGGAUUCUGCUGCCAUGAGGGCACUGAAUGUCAUGGAGAGCAAAGCUGAUGCUAACAAAAACUUCAGCUUAUUUGGUCUUUUGAAUAGAACCUGUACUGCAGGAAUGGGCAAGCGUUUACUGCACAUGUGGCUGAAACAACCUUUAUUGGAUGUAAAUGAAAUAAACUGUAGACUGGAUUUGGUACAAGCUUUUGUGGAGGAUGGGGCACUACGCCAAGAUCUAAGGCAGCAAUUGAAAAGGAUUUCAGAUAUGGAGCGACUGACGCGGUCACUCGAGAAGAAAAGAGCAAGUCUUGUGCAUGUUGUUAAGCUUUAUCAGUCAAGCAUCAGACUUUCCUUUAUCAAAAGCGCACUGGAGCAGUACAAUGGCCAAUUUGCUUCAUUGAUCAAGGAAAGAUAUUUGGAUCCUUUAGAAAACUGGACUGAUGAUAACCAUCUGAAUAAGUUCAUUGGUCUUGUGGAAGCUUCUGUAGACCUUGAACAACUUGAAAAUGGAGAGUACAUGAUUUCAUCAGGAUAUGAUUCACAGUUAUUGGCUCUCAAAAAUGAACAAGAGUCUCUGGAACAUCAGAUUCAUGAUUUGCACAGAAAAGCAGCUAAUGAUCUUGAUCUGGCUCUUGAUAAAGCUCUCAAAUUAGAAAAAGGGACACAACAUGGAUAUGCCUUUAGGAUUACGAAAAAGGAGGAGCCAAAAGUACGGAAGAAGCUGAAUACCCAAUUUAUUCUUAUUGAAACUCGCAAGGAUGGGGUAAAAUUCACAAACAUAAAGCUUAAGAAACUAAGUGAGCACUACCAGAAGGUAGUUGAAGAAUAUAAGAACUGCCAGAAAGAAUUGGUUGCUAGAGUGGUCCAAACUGCUGCAACUUUCUCCGAGGUGUUUGAAGGAGUAGCUUGGUCGCUCUCAGAAUUGGAUGUUUUACUUAGUUUUGCUGAUGUGGCUGCUAGCUCUCCAACUCCUUACACACGGCCACUCAUCACUCCAUUGGAUGAGGGAGAUAUUAUUUUGGAAGGGAGUCGGCAUCCUUGCGUUGAAGCUCAAGAUUGGGUGAACUUUAUCCCGAAUGAUUGUAAACUGGUUAGGGGGAAAAGUUGGUUCCAGAUUAUUACAGGACCAAACAUGGGGGGAAAAUCAACGUUCAUACGACAGGUUGGUGUGAACAUUCUGAUGGCACAAGUUGGUUCCUUCAUACCGUGCGAUAAUGCUAGUAUUUCUGUUCGUGAUUGCAUUUUUGCUCGUGUGGGUGCUGGUGACUGCCAGCUACGAGGAGUUUCUACUUUCAUGCAAGAGAUGCUUGAGACUGCAUCAAUCUUGAAAGGAGCAACUAAGAGGUCGCUAAUAAUAAUAGAUGAGCUAGGUCGUGGCACGUCAACGUAUGAUGGAUUUGGCUUAGCAUGGGCCAUUUGUGAGCACAUAGUUGAAGUGAUAGAAGCACCUACACUGUUCGCUACUCACUUUCAUGAGCUGACUGCAUUAGCUCAUGAAAAUGCUCAUGAGCAAUCUUCAAAGAAAUUUAUAGGUGUAGCGAAUUAUCAUGUGAGUGCACAUGUUGACUCGUCAACUCGCAAGCUUACCAUGCUUUACAAGGUUGAACCCGGAGCCUGCGAUCAAAGUUUUGGUAUACAUGUUGCUGAAUUUGCUAACUUUCCAGAAAAUGUUGUUGCCCUUGCCCGAGCAAAGGCUUCUGAGUUGGAAGAUUUUUCACCCAUCACAAUUGUGGCCCCUGAUGCCAAAGAGAUGGGUUCUAAAAGGAAGCGAAAUUGGGACCCUGAUGAUGUACAUAGGGGCACUGAACGAGCUCGCCAGUUCUUGAAGGACUUCUCUGAGUUGCCACUGGACAAGAUGGAUCUGAAGCAAGCGCUACAACACAUCAGCAAAUUGAAAGCUGACUUGGAGAAGGAUGCAGUUAGCUGUUCCUGGCUCCAGCAAUUCCUCUAGUAAAUAGUUAGAAUAGAAGCACCCUCCACAAUUUUGGUAUUCUAUUAAGCAGAUUAAACCAAGCCUUAUUUACUUCGCUCUGAGACGAGGUGAAGCACCCAGCUCCCUCCAGUCUUCUGCCUUCUGUCUAUGCACAGGUUUCUAAACAGGUUCUACCUGUAAAAGCAGAUCGUGUGGUACUUGCUUCUCUUUGGUGGACGAACAGUAGUUUCGGUAGGAUUUUGAACAGUAGUUAAACCUGUGUCAAUAGUCUAACUAUCCUCCACUUGUCGUAGUUUAUCGAACCAUUUAUGUUACUUGACAAAAGUAUUGCUGCUUUGCAUGCUCUGGCUCCUGUACAUAGGGCUGGAAUGCCACUGGUUAAAAUGUUUAUCAUACAUAUGUGCUUUAUCUUUGUACAUGACAUCCACGGUUGGAAUAAAAUUUCUGCCUGGAUCAA
This is a messenger RNA of Sesamum indicum (sesame), 3567 nucleotides long. The record is from RefSeq and is a predicted model, not a curated record. Lineage: Eukaryota; Viridiplantae; Streptophyta; Magnoliopsida; Lamiales; Pedaliaceae.